Molecule: messenger RNA, 944 nt
Organism: Arvicanthis niloticus (Nile rat)
Lineage: Eukaryota; Metazoa; Chordata; Mammalia; Rodentia; Muridae
Source: RefSeq, a predicted model, not a curated record
GCAAGAAGCUCUUCUGGCUGCUAUCAGCGAAAAGGAUGCUAACAUAGCUCUUCUGGAGCUUUCAUCCUCAAAGAAAAAGACUCAAGAAGAAGUGGCUGCACUGAAACGGGAGAAGGACCGCCUGGUACAACAGCUCAAACAGCAGACACAAAAUCGAAUGAAACUGAUGGCUGACAACUAUGAGGAUGAUCACUUCAGAUCCUCCCGUUCCAAUCAGACGAACCAUAAACCCUCCCCAGACCAGAUCAUCCAGCCCCUCUUAGAACUUGACCAAAAUAGAAGCAAGUUAAAGUUGUAUAUUGGACACCUGACAGCCCUCUGCCAUGACCGAGACCCCUUAAUCCUCCGUGGACUCACUCCACCAGCUUCUUAUAAUGCAGAUGGUGAACAGGCAGCUUGGGAGAAUGAGCUGCAGAAGAUGACUCAGGAGCAGCUUCAGAAUGAGUUGGAGAGAGUUGAAGGGGACAACGCCGAGCUGCAGGAGUUCGCCAACACCAUUCUCCAGCAGAUAGCUGAUCACUGCCCUGACAUCCUCGAACAAGUGGUCAAUGCCCUGGAAGAGUCCUCCUGACAUGCUCCAAGGAAGGUGACCAAGCAGAGGAGAACCUGAGGAACGGGUGUCUGAGCCGCCUCCACACCAGACCCUGCCAGCUGGACAUGUCAGCCCAGCCAUUGUGUCUGUCAUCGUACUCUGCCUUCCGCUUUGAAUGUUGCCUGCACCAAUCUCCUGGGUCUCCAUGAAGAACUGCCCUCAGCAUCAGCAGUGGAGAGCUGGGAGCUGCACUCAGCCCUUCCAGGAACAGGAAGCCGGAAGCCAGUCAGCUCAUCUGGAGCCCACUCACAGUCUGUGCUUUGGGAGCCUGAAGCUGAAGCAUUAGCAUGAGUGCUUUCUCCUGGGGGGAAGAGGUGACCAGGGACAAAGAGAAGAGUGAGUGCUCCUUUCC